AUGCUCCAUUGGUAUCACGUUCAAUUAGCAAGGCGGCCGUUGAUUACCCAGAGCAUUGGGAGCGCGAUCCUCUUUGGUGCUGGAGAUGUCCUUGCCCAGCAGCUGGUAGACAAGGUCGGCCUCGAGCACCACGACUAUGCCCGCACGGGAAGAAUGACCCUGUACGAGCGGUGCGAUCUUCGGCCCCGGCGCCACAACCUGGUACAAAUUCAUGGAGCGGAACAUUGUCCUGCGCAGUCCCAAGCUUACCCUCACAGCCCGCGUCUGUGGCGAUCAGCUCCUCUUCGCUCCAACACACAUGUUUCUCUUCCUCUCGUCCAUGUCCAUCAUGGAAGGCAACGAUCCGUUGGAGAAGUUGAGAACCAGCUACUGGUCCGGUUACAAAGCCAACCUGAUGAUCUGGCCGUGGGUGCAGGCGGUCAACUUCACCCUGGUCCCGCUGCAGCAUCGUGUGCUGGUGGUCAAUCUUGUUAG
Messenger RNA from Histoplasma mississippiense, 474 nucleotides. RefSeq lists its product as hypothetical. Bases 1 to 474 code for a protein of 157 amino acids. Lineage: Eukaryota; Fungi; Ascomycota; Eurotiomycetes; Onygenales; Ajellomycetaceae. The record is from RefSeq and is a predicted model, not a curated record. The transcript is spliced from 4 exons.